This is a messenger RNA of Carassius auratus (goldfish), 3314 nucleotides long. RefSeq names its product glutamate receptor 2-like. Gene Ontology annotation, molecular function: signaling receptor activity; ligand-gated monoatomic ion channel activity. Gene Ontology annotation, biological process: monoatomic ion transport. Gene Ontology annotation, cellular component: membrane. The transcript is spliced from 17 exons. The record is from RefSeq and is a predicted model, not a curated record. The coding region runs from base 208 to 3030 and encodes 940 amino acids. NCBI's taxonomy places the organism in Eukaryota, Metazoa, Chordata, Actinopteri, Cypriniformes, Cyprinidae.
CCGAGCUGAAACGAUUCACAGGGACGGAGCCGCAAAGGAGGAGGGCAAGACUCCCGCAUCAUCUCGCCCGCUCUUUCGCUCACCAGCACCGCGGUAUAACGAGAGCAUCUGCGUUUUGACCCUGUAACAGUUUUAACAUGUGUCGAUUCGCUGUUUUGUGAACAGUGCGCGUUCGUUGGAUGCGGGCGCGGGGAUAAGCAGAAGACGAUGAUUUUGUCGGGUCUCCUCUUCCCCGCGUUAUGGGGACUGACGCUCGGCGGAUCUCCAAGCGUCCAAAUCGGUGGCCUGUUCCCCAGAGGAGCAGAUCAAGAGUACAGCGCGUUUCGGAUCGGAAUGGUUCAGUUCGGCACGAGCGAAUUCCGCCUCACUCCUCACAUUGAUAACCUGGAGGUGGCUAACAGCUUCGCCAUUACAAAUUGCUUUUGCUCACAGUUUUCUAGAGGAGUGUAUGCCAUCUUUGGCUUCUACGAUAAGAAGUCAGUGAACACCAUCACGUCGUUCUGCGAGACGCUGCACGUGUCCUUCAUCACGCCCAGUUUUCCAGCUGAUGGACUUAACCAGUUUGUUCUGCAGAUGAGGCCUGAUAUCAAAGGGCCUCUCAUCAGUCUGGUGGAGUAUUACAAGUGGGAGAAGUUUGCCUAUCUGUACGACAGCGACAGAGGUCUGUCGACCCUCCAGGCCGUCUUGGACACAGCGGCAGAGAGGAAAUGGCAGGUAACAGCCAUAAACGUCGGAAACCUGAAGGAUGAGUGGAAGGACGAGGCAUAUCGCUCCCUCUUUCAGGACCUGGAGAACAAGAAAGAGAGGAGAGUCAUUUUAGACUGUGAACAGGACAAAGUCAAGGACAUUAUGGAGCAGGUGAUUACGAUCGGUCGACACGUGAAAGGAUAUCAUUACAUCAUUGCGAAUUUUGGCUUUGUGGAUGGAGAUUUGUCCAAGAUUCAGUAUGGAGGAGCGAAUGUAUCUGGAUUUCAGAUAGUGGACUUUGAUGACCCGCUUGUAGCUAAAUUUGACCAGCGCUGGGAGGCACUGGAGGAGAAGGAGUACCCUGGAGCAGACAGCAGAAUCAGGUACACUUCUGCUCUCACAUACGACGCUGUGCAAGUAAUGACCGAGGCAUUCCGCUUUCUGCAUAAACAAAGGAUUGAUAUCAGUCGCCGUGGCAACAACGGAGACUGCCUGGCCAAUCCUGCGGUGCCGUGGGCUCAGGGGGUGGAGAUAGAGCGUGCUCUCAAACAGGUGCGUGUGGAUGGAUUGACAGGAAAUAUUCAAUUCGAUCAGUAUGGCAGACGAGUGAAUUACACAGUCAAUGUCAUGGAGCUGAAAAACAGUGGCCCUGUGAAGAUUGGUUACUGGAAUGAGAUGGACAAAAUGGCCGUGACGAAAUCUGACCUUUUCCCCAACGAUACCAUGGGAAUGGAGAAUAAAACAGUUGUUGUGACAACAAUCCUGGAGGCACCGUAUGUAAUGCUGAAAAAGAAUGCAGAGUUAUUCACCGAUAAUGAAAGAUAUGAGGGAUACUGUGUGGACCUGGCCGCCGAGAUUGCAAAGCAUUGUGGGUUUAAGUAUCAGCUGAGGAUUGUGGCAGACGGAAAAUACGGCGCACGAGAUGCUGAGACCAAAAUCUGGAAUGGAAUGGUUGGAGAACUGGUUUACGGGAAAGCAGACAUAGCUGUAGCUCCUCUUACCAUCACUCUGGUUAGAGAGGAGGUGAUAGACUUCUCGAAACCUUUCAUGAGUCUGGGCAUAUCCAUUAUGAUCAAGAAACCACAGAAAUCCAAGCCGGGUGUCUUCUCUUUCCUGGACCCGUUGGCCUACGAGAUCUGGAUGUGCAUUGUAUUCGCCUACAUCGGAGUUAGCGUCGUGCUCUUCCUUGUUAGCCGCUUCAGCCCUUACGAGUGGCACACUGAGGAGUUUGAGGAUGGGCAGCUGGGCCCUAGCGAAUCUACGAACGAAUUUGGAAUCUUUAAUAGUCUGUGGUUUUCUCUGGGCGCUUUUAUGCAGCAGGGAUGCGAUAUUUCACCAAGGUCGUUGUCUGGCCGUAUAGUUGGUGGUGUGUGGUGGUUUUUCACCCUCAUCAUCAUCUCCUCCUACACGGCUAACUUGGCUGCCUUUCUCACUGUGGAGAGGAUGGUGUCACCUAUCGAGAGUGCUGAAGACCUGGCCAAGCAGACUGAGAUUGCAUAUGGGACAUUGGAUGCAGGCUCCACCAAAGAGUUCUUUAGGAGAUCUAAGAUUGCUCUCUUUGACAAGAUGUGGCAGUACAUGAAGAGUGCAGAGCCAUCUGUGUUUGUUAAAAACACGGUGGAAGGCGUUUUGCGUGUCCGAAAAUCCAAAGGCAAAUAUGCUUACCUUCUGGAGUCCACUAUGAACGAAUACAUCGAGCAACGCAAGCCCUGUGACACCAUGAAGGUCGGAGGGAACCUUGACUCUAAAGGCUACGGCAUCGCUACACCCAAGGGAUCUGCUUUAAGAAAUGCGGUAAACCUUGCAGUGCUAAAACUGAACGAGCAGGGGCUUCUGGAUAAAUUGAAAAACAAAUGGUGGUACGACAAAGGAGAGUGCGGCAGCGGAGGCGGGGAGUCAAAGGUCAGACCCGUGCUGGGGACUUAUGGAACGCCAGUAAACCUUGCAGUAUUGAAACUCAGUGAGCAAGGCAUCUUAGACAAGCUGAAAAACAAAUGGUGGUACGAUAAGGGAGAAUGUGGAGCCAAGGACUCUGGAAGUAAGGAGAAGACUAGCGCCCUCAGCCUGAGUAAUGUUGCGGGGGUCUUCUACAUCCUGGUGGGUGGCCUCGGGUUGGCCAUGCUGGUCGCUCUGGUGGAGUUCUGCUACAAGUCUCGCGCGGAGGCCAAACGCAUGAAGAUGACGUUCACAGAUGCUAUGCGCAGUAAGGCCAGGUUGUCUAUAACGGGCAGUACAGGAGAGAACGGGCGAGUGCUGACUCCAGACUUCUCUAAAGCCGUCCAUGCUGUGCCGUACCUGAGACCUGGCAUAGCAAUGCCUGUGAGUGUGAGCGAGCUGUCCUGAGUGCCUUACACACACACACACACACACACACACACACACACUGGUGCAAGCAUGCUGUACCCACUUUAAUACAUAUCCAAACAUGUGUACAUAUUCUUACACACACUGACACUAUAUAUACAGACAUAAUAAUAGUUAAUUAUUCCACCUACACACAGGAUGUCAGAUCCAUACAUGCAUAGACAUGUUAUCACAUAUGUUUACUGUUCAGUGCAAUCAUAUUUUGACCAGCGUUGAUGUAUACAACCACCAUCUGCAAAAAAAAAAAAAAAAAAAAAUGCUGA